Rhopalosiphum maidis (corn leaf aphid) is the source of this 1006-nucleotide messenger RNA. RefSeq lists its product as uncharacterized. NCBI's taxonomy places the organism in Eukaryota, Metazoa, Arthropoda, Insecta, Hemiptera, Aphididae. Bases 155 to 991 code for a protein of 278 amino acids. Gene Ontology annotation, molecular function: sequence-specific DNA binding. The transcript has 5 exons. The record is from RefSeq and is a predicted model, not a curated record.
UUCGAUGUAACAAAAAAAAAAAUCUAUUGAUUUCUAUAGUGGUUUGAACUCACGAUAAUAUUUUUAAGAAUGGAAUCGUCGUGAAUAGUGUAUUCGCGGCACAGUUGUUCAGUAUUAAUAUCGCGUUAUUGCAAUAGAUUUCCUUUAUGUUAAAAUGCCUAACGUUUGUAUUGCGUGUGUGAAACCAUUGCUCAAAAAUCCGAGUUCCAGGGUAUCUUUUCACGUAUUUCCAACAUGUCCAAAGAAACGUCAGGUAUGGAUCAACCGGUGUAAAUUAACUAACAAAGAAGUCUUACCAAACCAUAAGUUAUGCUCGUUUCAUUUUGAGCUCACAUGCUUUAAAUCCAAUGUAAAGAGGCGUAUACUUUACCCGGAUGCUAUACCAACAAUUUUUGAAACAAGCCAUGUUAAAAGAACAAAUUUGUCAUUAAAAAUGUUGAAAGGAAAAUCAAAAAAUUGCAUUAAGUUUAAUAAUUGUAUUCUAUGUGUGAAAUCAGCGAUAAAAUAUCCUAGCUCCAAGAUAUCUUUACACUUAUUUCCAGCAUGUCCAAAAAGACGGCAGGUAUGGCUUAAUAACUGUAAAUUAACAAACCAAGAAGUCUUACCAAACCGUAAGAUAUGCUCAUUUCACUUUGAGCCAACAUGUUUCAAAUCUACUGAAAGGAGGCGGAUACUUUACUCUAACGCUGUACCAACAAUUUUUGGAAAUGGCCUUGUUACAAAAAAAAAUCUGUCUUCAAAAAUUGUGAAAGGAAGAUCAAAAGAUAGUAACAUUGAAAUAACAUGUCAGAAACGGCAGUGUCAUAAUAUUUCACUAGUUAAAGUUGGCAAAGAAGUAUUUGAACACGUAAAAAGUAUUGCAACUAAUCGAAAAAGAGAAUUUGAUGAACUCGGUGGAGCUGUUACUAAACUAAAAAGUAAAAAGUCAUCGUUUAUGUCAGUAUUGAAACUUGUUCGUAUUCAAAUUUCAUUGGGUAACAAAAUAAAAUGAUUUACAACUGGUAGA